UGAAUCAUACGCGACCUGUCCUCGGCUUCUUUUACUGUCUAUGCUCGCGCAUGCCUACUGUGGAAACUUCGGUUGAAACAAAGAUCAGUAGCUAGAUUUUUUAAACUAUUUAAUAUUUGUACGACGUUCCUUGAUACACACGGAGAGUCACCGUGUGCCCAAGAGGGCUUUAUAUUCAACAUGUAUCACAACAGCUCUCAGAAAAAAUUCUGGAUUUACGAUAAAGAGGAAUCUUUAGAUAAAUUAAGAUUAGAGGCUAAUCGGAAGUUCUGCUCAAAAGGCAUGUCCAGUGGGAAGCCUGGAAUAAAUACAUCCAUGUUUCUUAAUGAACAAGAAGAGAAAGUGCUCUUCAGACACUAUGAGAAGAGAUUGCUAGACUUCUGUGCCAUAUUCAAGCCUGUGAUGCCUAAAUCUGUUGUGGGCACAGCUUGUAUGUAUUUUCGAAGAUUCUAUUUGAACAACUCUUUGAUGGAGUAUCACCCACGAACGAUAAUGUUGACUUGUGCGUAUCUCUCCUGUAAAGUGGAUGAGUUUAAUGUGUCCAGCACUCAGUUUGUGGGGAACCUUCAGGAGAGCCCAGCAGGACAGGAGAGGGCUCUAGAACAGAUUCUGGAGUAUGAGCUGCUUCUUAUCCAGCAGCUUAAUUUUCAUCUGGUUGUUCACAAUCCUUACCGGCCCUUGGAGGGCUUCCUAAUUGACUUAAAGACCAGAUACCCAUUAUUAGAGAACCCAGAGAUGCUGAGAAAGAGUGCAGAAGACUUUCUGAACAGAGCAGCAAUGACAGAUGCUGGACUCCUCUUUUCUCCGUCUCAGAUCGCCCUUACCGCCAUCCUUAACGGUGCUGCACGUGCUGGCCUCAAGAUGGAGGCAUAUUUGACUGAAUGCAUGGGGCUUAAGGAGGAUAAAGAGACCCUCUCAAAGAUGUAUGAGUCAAUGAGACGAAUGACAAGUCUUGUUAAAGCAUACGAGCUUCCCAAAGCUGAGGAGGUCAAUGCCUGCAAACAGAAACUGGAAAGGAUACAUGCUGAAUUUGCUACAAACUUGAAAAGAAAACAUGGAUAUGAAGAUGAUGAUCACGUGGUGAAAAGGCAGAUGGUGGCUGAGGAAGAGUGGACUGAUGAGGAUUUGGAUGCAUUGUGACAAUGAAAUUGUUUUUUAGAUUGGCAACAUCCUCUGAACAGGUCGAGUGAUUGCCAUAACUGACAGAGGAUGCACUUCUCAAACUGGAUUGUAGAUAUUUCAGCAAAAUGUCAUGUAAAGCUUUUUCUUCUGUGAAAAUAAAACAUUGAUUUUUAUUAUUAAUAUAA
Messenger RNA from Carassius gibelio (silver crucian carp), 1307 nucleotides. Its product is annotated as cyclin-H-like. The coding region runs from base 181 to 1140 and encodes 319 amino acids. The transcript has 10 exons. Gene Ontology annotation, cellular component: nucleus; transcription factor TFIIK complex. NCBI's taxonomy places the organism in Eukaryota, Metazoa, Chordata, Actinopteri, Cypriniformes, Cyprinidae. Gene Ontology annotation, molecular function: cyclin-dependent protein serine/threonine kinase regulator activity. Gene Ontology annotation, biological process: DNA-templated transcription; regulation of cyclin-dependent protein serine/threonine kinase activity; regulation of transcription by RNA polymerase II. The record is from RefSeq and is a predicted model, not a curated record.